AUGUUAGCCUAUGAAUUGAGAGUGUAUAAUGCUACUUCUAAAGCUAUUGUGACUAGAUUAGGCUGUCACCAAGUUCCGUUCCGAGUUAAACAACGAGAUUGUGUCUAUGAUCUGAUUUGUCUGCCGAUGACUGGUCUUGAUCUCAUUUUGGGAUUGGAUUGGUUAUCUAAGAAUCGCGUUAUGCUUGAUUAUUUUGAACGGUCGUUGCAAUUUAUUUCGGAAGGGUCGGAAGGACCGGUUAUGGCGAAGGGUUACUAUCUGAACUCCGUUAUAAUAAACUCUAAUGGGUGUGAAUGUCAGGGUGUUAUGCUAUUAGCUGCAAAUGUGUUGGGAAAGAAGCAAAGUUUAGAUCGGAUUCCGAUUGUGAACGAAUUUCCUGAAGUAUUUUCAUUCGACAUUCCCGAAUUUCCUCUUUCUCGAGAAAUUGAAUUUGCGAUUGAGUUGGUGCUUGGAGCUGGGCCAAUCUCAAUUUCUCCUUAUCGAAUGCCGCCAUUGGAAUUAACUGAACUUAAAUCUCAGCUGGAAGAAUUAAUGAGUAAAAAUUUCAUCUGA
Messenger RNA from Arachis duranensis, 552 nucleotides. RefSeq lists its product as uncharacterized. The transcript has a single exon. The record is from RefSeq and is a predicted model, not a curated record. NCBI's taxonomy places the organism in Eukaryota, Viridiplantae, Streptophyta, Magnoliopsida, Fabales, Fabaceae. The coding region runs from base 1 to 552 and encodes 183 amino acids.